This is a messenger RNA of Caenorhabditis elegans, 2026 nucleotides long. It is a transcript of the gene rbg-3, whose product is annotated as Rab-GAP TBC domain-containing protein. Gene Ontology annotation, cellular component: cytosol. The coding region runs from base 32 to 1789 and encodes 585 amino acids. NCBI's taxonomy places the organism in Eukaryota, Metazoa, Nematoda, Chromadorea, Rhabditida, Rhabditidae. The transcript has 9 exons. The record is from RefSeq and is marked reviewed.
AUAUUACCACAAUGCGCACAACCAUCAAGACAUGAAUUCACCGGGAGUAUCAGCAAAUUUCUUCAUUCCUCUCAGCUUUGAUGCGACGUCACUAAUCAAAUAUAAGCUUUCUGAUGAUCUCCUAGCAAGAGUCGCUGCAUCAGGCUCCUUGCGUUCAUCUUCAUGUAGAUCAGCUGUUUGGAGGCUUGUUCUUCGAUGUUUGCCGUAUGAAACAAGUGAUUGGGAAAUAAGCUUAUCACGUAGUCGGAAUCUUUACCGAGCUCACAAGGAAAAUCAUUUAAUUGACCCACACGAUACAAAGUUUUCUCAAGAUCCUGAAUUCAACAAUCCACUUGCCUCUAUUGAGCAAAAUCCAUGGAAUACAUUUUUCGAGGACAAUGAUCUUCGUGACAUUAUCGGCAAAGAUGUUUCACGAACUUUUCCGGAAAUUGAGUUCUUUCAAAACACAAGUAUUCGGCAAAUGAUGUCAGAUAUUCUUUUGGUUUAUGCAAAGGAGCAUCCUUUUGUAAAUUAUCGUCAAGGAAUGCACGAAAUUCUGGCACCGCUAAUUUUCGUGAUAUAUUCGGACAAUGAAGCAUUUCAACAUGCAAAAGAGAAUGAUGAGUUGAAAAUGCUAACGGUGGAAGAAGAAGAUAUUUUGAAUUGCUUAUUUUGUAAAGAAUACCUCGAACAGGAUAGCUAUAAUCUGUUUUGUUCGGUGAUGUUAGAAGUAUCAAGAUGGUAUGAAGAACCAACAGUCACUGAGAGUCCAAAGCGUCCAAUUCCAAAGGAACCGUACAUGAGGGUGCAAGAUUCCGCUCCUGCAUCUCGUUUGAUGGAAGAUCUAAUUGAUAUUGGAAAUCUUCUACACGAAAUCGAUCCCACCCUUGCCAAACAUCUUAGUACUCUUGAUAUACCACCACAACUUUAUGGAAUUCGUUGGCUUCGCUUAUUAUUUGGCCGAGAACUUCCUCUACACGAUUUGCUUUUUCUAUGGGAUGUACUUCUGAUUGAUCGGCCAAUUGCCCCAUUAGCCAAAUGCAUGUUUGUUUCGUUGUUAGUUCAGAUCAGACAUCUUUUAUUGUCAUCAGACUACGGUGGAUGUCUUCAAUAUCUCAUGAGAUAUCCUCCGAUAGCAGAUAUCGACUCAUUCGUGAAAUUAGCCAGACACUAUAGGAAUCCUAAAAAAAAUGCAAAACCAAUGAUAAAAUCAAACAACUUUUCACAUAUCACGGUUGCUGGAAGCAGUCAUCCAAACAGAACUCAACGUCCUCAAAGACCUCCAGCAGCAGUUAAUUCAAAGAAUGAUGGCGCAGAGUCACCCUCAACCAUUCUCGCGCUUGCUCCAGUAUUUCAAAAAGUGAAGAACACAAUUCGUGAUCGUUCGAACACCGUUUCGGGUCCAUCUUCACCACGGAGAUCAAAUGAGCCGCUAAGAGAACCAUUGAGGACUCCCCAAAAGAAAGAUAACUGGGCAAAUGAAGUACAAAUGAUGGAAGAGCAGGUUUCAACUCUCCAGACUCGACUGAAUGAACAGGAUAUGAUGUGUUGUCAAGUUUCUAAGGCAUUAGAAAUAUAUGCCGAGGAUGUUCGAAAUGCGAAAUCUAGUGAGCUAUGCGCAGUACUUUCUCAAAAUCUUUUGGAACUCAGUAAAACAUUGAUGUCCAUCAAAACUGUCCCCGUUGGUACGAGUCCUCCAAAACAUAGUCGAAACGGAAUUUCUGAUAUUCAGCCAAAGCCACGGGAUUCACAACCAAUUCGACAACAUAACGAAAUGGUUGAUAUGGCAACAAAACGCCCUCCAUUGUAACAAUGAUGUAUUUAUUAUUUAUUUGAAUAUAUUUCUCCAAUAUCUUGUAAUUUCUGGUUGAUGUACAUAGUGUCGUUCCUUUCACCCAAUUUAUUUUUUUGACUUACCAGUUUCAUUUUUCUUUAUGACCUCUAUCGCUUGCCAUACCAAAAACUCCAACGGAGUUCCAAAGAUUUUAGACCUGUGACUUAUUAUCGUACUUUGUAUACAAAUUUAAAAUAAAUACAAGCACAUUCC